Austrofundulus limnaeus is the source of this 701-nucleotide messenger RNA. RefSeq names its product eukaryotic translation initiation factor 3 subunit A. The record is from RefSeq and is a predicted model, not a curated record. NCBI's taxonomy places the organism in Eukaryota, Metazoa, Chordata, Actinopteri, Cyprinodontiformes, Rivulidae.
GGCACUUCUGUCACCAUCCUGUGGGAAUGACUUGAGCGUAAACUUGUGCCGUCGCUGCUCAACAACACAGAGCUGGGGUCUUUCCAUCGGGACGCUCACACAGGUGAGGACAGAGCUGCAGCUGAUGUGAGAUAAUAAAAAGAAGGGAAGCCAUCAGGUGGACAGAGAGGAGCAACAGAGGUAAUGUGGACAAUCAGCCUACAGUGACGAUGGCUCACGUGAAGAGGUUUCAAAGUAUCCCCAUGUCAAAGGCAAAAGAGUGUCAGUGGAGAAUUCACAUAGAAGACCUGACCUCCAGACAAGAGAAGGAUCUGCAAGACAGACUUACAAGACUUCGAAUGUUUAGGGAGUUCCAAAGAAAGGUAUUAGAAGAGGAGAUCGGCAUAGAAGGCGAGGCUGCCUGCCAACUCCUGGCGAGGAUGUAGAUUCUCCACAGAACACCAACUUACCAGCAACACCUCGGCAUGCACUGGAAAUUUUGUGCAUGUGCAUCUUUUUUGGCUAGCAUCAACUUACAGCAACUAAUGCCAUCUUAAAUCAUUAUGCUGGCAAUUCAAAAUCUGUGUGACUGCUUCUUAACUCUUGUGAAAAAAUGUAUUAAAAAAUACAACAUCUUCAUAAUUCUGUAGAUCAAGACCAUAGAACCAUACUAUAUUGUCAGGUAACUGCACAAAAUGCAUAAUUACAUGAAAAUAAGUUAA